AUGCUAUUCAAUACCAACCGUCAGGAAGACGACCCCUUCACGCAAUUGAUCAAUCAGUCAUCCGCGAAUGCGCAAAACCAGCAAGCACAACAGCAGGAAAAGCCCCACCAGUUCUUGCAGAAUGUUGUCUCUAAUGAGCCUAAAGGCAAGGAAGACUGGGUCUCGCCAUUCAGACAACGUGCCUUAAGCGGCAACCAGAACAACAGGUUGUAUGUGCAAGAUGCAAAGAACAGAAAAUUUCCCACUGUUAGUGCCACUUCUACCUAUUCAAAGAAACAGCCUCAAGAUCUGGGCUACAAAAACAUCCCAAAUGACGUUAAAAGAGCUAAGGACAUUAAAUUUCCAACUUAUUUAACCAAGAACGAAGAAAGACAAUAUCAGCUGUUAACAGAAUUGGAAUUGAAAGAGAAACAUUUGAAGUAUUUGAAGAAAUGUCAAAAAAUUACAGACUUAACGGGGGAUGGAAAUGAUGACACCUCCAGUACCACAUCUUCCUCUUCGUCAUUAUCUUCUUCAGAAGACGAGGAUACUGCUUCUGCUAUCGUACCUGCAGACAAUGAAACUACGACUACGGCUACUACUACAACUACGGCUGCCUCCGCAGAUAGUGCCGAUGAAGCCACUUCUAUAGAAGAAGAACAGAAUGAAAACGCAAGUGAGGUUACGCCCACUGAAAAGACAACCACUGACAACGAAAAGGAAAUUCCGGAACCGGAGACUGUCAAAGGUGAACAGAACUUGGCAGAACCUGCUGUGACAGAACCUGCUGUGACAGAAACCACAGCUGCCAUUGCCCAAAGUGAUGUUCCGGAAUUAGCCGUUACAGCCGAAAGUGAUAAUGCUCCAGAAUCAGCAGCUGUAGCCGCAAGCGAUGAUGUCUCAGAAGUAGCAGUCGCCCCAAUAGAAGAGCCAAAGGUGGAAACAUCUGUCGUAAAGAGGGAUAUCGUUACCGAGGAAGGAAAGGGAGAACUAGCAGACGCUGAAGCAGAAACUGAACAAUCAUCAGAAGAUGAGCACGGCGGGGAAACGUCUACUCCUGAAACCUCAGAAGCAGAAUCUGAUGGGGACAAUACACCGAUUGACCCAAGCAAAGCUCCAAAAGUCCCAUUUCAGGACCGUCCGCAAAAGGAAAGAACCGGCUUUUUUGCCCUAUGGAAAAGUCCUACUUCUUCUUCUGCUAAGAAGGGUACUGCUACGGCUCCUUUGAAUCCAGUGGCCACUCCAGAAAACCCUGAAUUAAUUGUAAAGACGAAAGAACAUGGCUAUUUAUCAAAGGCUGUUUAUGAUAAAAUUAAUUAUGAUGAAAAGGUCCACCAAGCAUGGCUGGUUGAUUUAAGAGCCAAGGAAAAGGCCAAAUAUGAUGCCAAAAAUAAUGAAUACAAGGAAAAAUUACAAGAUUUACAAAACCAAAUUGACGAAAUCGAAAAUUCAAUGAAACAAUUGAGAGAAGAAACCUCUAAAAAGAUUGAAGUCAACAAAAACAGAUUGGUUAAACAAAUCAUUGACAUUAACACCGAGCAUAACAAUAAAAAACUAAUGAUAUUUAAAGAUACGGAAAAUAUGAAAACACAAAAAAUAGAAGAAAAGAAUGAAGUUUUAAGCAAGCAAACCAAUGUCAAAUCUGAAAUCGAUGAGUUAAAUAGUGAAAAAAUUAACGUUCAAAAGGAGUUCAAUGAUUGGACUACAAAUCUGAGUAAUUUAUCUCAACAACUGGAUGCUCAAAUUUUCAAGAUCAAUCAAAUUAAUUUGAAGCAAAGCAAAGCUCAAAACGAAAUCGAUAAUUUGGAGAAGGAAAAGAACGAUUUAAUUACUCAAACUGAGGAAAAUAAAAAGUUGCAUGAAAAGAAUCAAGAAGUCUUGGAAAGUGUGGAAAACAAGGAAUACUUACCACAAAUCAAUGAUAUCGACGCUCAAAUUUCCACCCUAUUGAACCAAAUGACCAUAAUUAGGCAGGAAAACGCCAAUGAAAGGACUCAUUUAUCGGCAAUCACCAAAAAACUUGAAGAUGAACGCCGUGCUCAUGAAGAACAAUUGAAGUUAGAGGCUGAAGAAAGAAAACGUAAAGAAGAGAACCUGUUGGAAAAGCAACGUCAAGAGUUAGAAGAACAGGCUCACCAGGCUCAACUAGAACAUGAAGAGCAGAUCACGCAGGUCAAAAAAACCUACAAUGAUCAAUUAACCGAGUUACAAGACAAAUUAGCAGCUGAAGAAGAAGAAUUGGAAGCAGUUAAAAGAGAAAGAACAAGGCUGCAAGGCGAAAAAGCCAUCGAAGAACAAACCCGUCAAAAAAAUGCUGAUGACGCUCUGAAACAAACGAUUUUGGAUAAGCAACACAAACAAGCUGAAGGCUUACAUGCGGCCGAAAAUCAUGUUAAAACACCAUCCAAUCACUUACAAGAGAGCAAGCACGCCAUUCCAAAGAAUGACUCGAUGUAUGAAUAUCAUACUGAAGAAGAUGUUAUGUAUGCCUGA
Molecule: messenger RNA, 2472 nt
Organism: Saccharomyces eubayanus
Lineage: Eukaryota; Fungi; Ascomycota; Saccharomycetes; Saccharomycetales; Saccharomycetaceae
Exons: 1
Coding region: 1-2472 (823 amino acids)
Source: RefSeq, a predicted model, not a curated record